Molecule: messenger RNA, 2066 nt
Organism: Chlamydomonas reinhardtii
Lineage: Eukaryota; Viridiplantae; Chlorophyta; Chlorophyceae; Chlamydomonadales; Chlamydomonadaceae
Exons: 14
Coding region: 231-1646 (471 amino acids)
Biological process (GO): DNA replication, synthesis of primer
Cellular component (GO): alpha DNA polymerase:primase complex
Source: RefSeq, a predicted model, not a curated record
CUGCCUGAAGCAUCAGCACAUAGCAUAAAUAAAUCACCAUAGCUUUGCUCGCAACGGCAAAGGCACUUUAGCAAACACUGAACGCAUACGCAACUUUUCACAACUCUGUAAAUUCAGUCGCCCUGCGAGGCUGUGAUCGCAUAUCAUCCCACACGUAGCAGAAUAAUAUUUUUAGGUUUCCAUGCGCAGCCUGUGAGCCAAGCAGUGACGGACAGCCCGCACAAGUUGAAAUGGCGGAUACGUCCAAGAAGCAACGGCUGGACCAGGGAGGCACAGAUGGACCGAGAAUUAGCGUGCAGGAGGCGAUGCCGACAUACUAUGCGAAGCUGUUUCCAACGCAGCACAUGGUGAAGUGGCUGUCCUACGGAAACGACAGCAAGCAUGCGCAGGCGGACUCGCAUUUCUUCAAUCGCCGCGAGUUCUGCUUUACGCUCCAAGGCGACAUCUUCGUGCGCUACCAAGCCUUUAAAGACGGCGCGGCGUUGCAGGAGGCCAUUCUGCGGCGAUGCCCUGACAAGAUCGAUAUCGGGCCCGUGUACAGCGCCAACCCCAUGGACAGGCACAAGUUCGGGGUCGCUUUCCAUCCCGAGGAGCGCGAGCUAGUCUUCGAUAUCGAUUUGACCGACUACGAUGACGUGCGCACUUGCGGCAGCGGUGGCCACAUCUGCGGCAAGUGCUGGCCGCUCAUGUCAGUGGCGGUUAAGAUUAUCGACAAGGGCCUGCGGGACGAGUUUGGCUUCAAGCACAUCUUGUGGGUGUACUCGGGCCGCCGUGGUAUCCACUGCUGGGUGUGCGAUCCCAGUGCGCGGCAGCUGAGUGACGAGCAGCGCUCUGCAGUGGCUUCCUGGUUCGCCAUGUACAAGGGGCACGAGGAGGGCAAGGCGCGGGUGGCGCUGCUGGGAGGCAACAUGCACCCGGCCGUGGAGCGGGCAGCCGGCAUCCUGCGCAGUGCGUGGGUGCAGACGCUGCUGCCCGCCCAGCAGCUGCUUGAGGACGGGCCGCAGUGCGAAGCGCUGUUGCGCUACCUGCCCGAGGAGGGGCUGGUGGAGACCGUGCGCAAGAAGUGGACAGAGGCCAGCCGCUCGCGCAAUGCCGGCAACAUGGACGUCAACGUGGUGCGGUGGCGCGCGCUGGAGGAGGCGGUGAACGAGCGCGUACGCGAGGAGCGCUCCAAGAAGGGCGUCGUCAACUUCAAGGUGCUGGGGCCAUUGGAGCGGUGUGUAGACGAGAUCAUCAUGGCGCACGCGUACCCGCGCCUGGACAUGGAGGUGUCCAAGAAGAUGAACCACUUGCUCAAGGCGCCCUUCUGCGUGCACCCCAAGACGGGCAAGGUGUGUGUGCCGCUGGACCCCAACACCGUGGACGACUUCGACCCCGUGGACGGAGUGCCCACCGUCACCUCGCUGCUUGGGGAGCUGGCGGCGGCGAAGGAGGCAGCCGAGGGUGGCAAGCGGUCCGCGCCCGUCCGUCUCAGCUGUCAGCUGUACGCCACUGCAUCGUCGCCAGCCUCGCCGCGGCACAUGGGGGCGGGAUCCAUGCAGCGGCGCCCAUACUUACCACGCUUGGCCGGCGCCAGUACAUACUACCAGUACAGCUCGCCCGGUGCAGCCGCCGUUCAGCCCUCUAAUCAGCCCGGCCCCAGCUAGGCAGCCACCCUGCUUCACUUGCUCGGCAGCUUUGCCCGGCAUCGGCUACUGACAUCCGCCACGCCGCUUCUUUCUUCUCCCGUUUCUUUCCGCUUGCCCACGCAUAUGCUCCAUGGGCGCCCGCGGAUGCCUGGCUCCGUUCCAGGUGGGUGCAUUUUGUGGGUUUCGCGUUGUCGCGGCGAAUGGCAGCAGCCUAGUUGCGAGCUGGAACGCGUCCGCCCCUGCAAGCGGCAGCAGUCUCCACGACACUCGGACUCCGUUUGGCGUGCCGAAUGCGGAGCAGCGUGGAGCGCGCACCGGUGUCUCGUCUCGAAGGUAACAAGUAACCGCAUUGCCGCUGACACUAACUUCUUUCGUGAUGUUUAUUGCUAGCCUGGAGCUCGCGACGGCGUCUUGCAUUCGCAUUCACUCGCAAGCACU